AUGGGGUUCCGCAAAACGGGAGGCGCGUGCACGCUCGCCUUCUUGCUGAAUCUGUUGUUCAACCUGCUACUAGCCGAAUACGAGCCCGACAUCGGCUUCAAUGACUCGCUGUCUCUCGAAGCGGCUUUAGCCGAGCCUAUCGUCAGGCUGGUGGACUCGGGUGAAAAUUUGACAGAACCUAAAGAAGUAGAAUUUGGAGAAUGCACGGUUACGUGUGGUAUUGGCAUUCGAGAAGUUAUAUUAACCAAUGGAUGUCCUGGAGGUGAAACAAAGUGUAUUGUUCGUGUUGAAGAAUGCAGAGGACCAGCAGAUUGUGGCUGGGGCAAACCUAUUUCUGAGAGUCUUCUUAGUGUGAAGAUACCAUGUAUAUUUGUACCUCCAGAAAAUCGAUUUCAGUACAUUUGGAAAAUGUUGAUUCCAGACCAACAAUCACUCAUUAUUCCUAAUGAUUCAGCUAUUUUGGAAGUACACAGAGAUACUCAUCCCGUUGCAUUUGAGUGUGAUACAAUAGAACAUGAUGAAUUGAUUGCAUCUGUAAAAUAUACAGUGUACACCACAGCUGAGCUGGAAACGAGACGUUUCAAGAAGCCAAGUACAGAUAUCGUAUUGGUAUUUGUCCUCAUAACUGGAGUUAUAGUUUGUGUUGGAGUUAUCUUCGCAAUAAUCUUCAUCAUUCUUAAUUGGGCUGCUGUGAAAAGUUUCUGGCAGACAAAAGUUUGGAAGAAUAAGGAUGAUUUAGGUUCAGUGAGAACAUCCAUGGGGCCGGCAGCCACAGUCGAAGCAUCUCAGAUGUCACAAGCAGAAACCUCUGUACAGGAACAAGGUUCCUAUCAGGAAUGGAAUGCAGCAGGUGGAGAAGCAGAAGGGGAAGGAGACAAAAGAAAUUAUUAA
Ahaetulla prasina is the source of this 891-nucleotide messenger RNA. RefSeq names its product sperm acrosome associated 1 (gene SPACA1). The transcript is spliced from 7 exons. Gene Ontology annotation, biological process: acrosome assembly. Lineage: Eukaryota; Metazoa; Chordata; Lepidosauria; Squamata; Colubridae. The record is from RefSeq and is a predicted model, not a curated record. Gene Ontology annotation, cellular component: acrosomal membrane. Bases 1 to 891 code for a protein of 296 amino acids.